Molecule: messenger RNA, 1209 nt
Organism: Babjeviella inositovora NRRL Y-12698
Lineage: Eukaryota; Fungi; Ascomycota; Pichiomycetes; Serinales
Product: glycosyltransferase family 15 protein
Exons: 1
Coding region: 1-1209 (402 amino acids)
Biological process (GO): protein O-linked glycosylation; cell wall mannoprotein biosynthetic process; protein N-linked glycosylation
Cellular component (GO): Golgi apparatus; membrane
Molecular function (GO): alpha-1,2-mannosyltransferase activity
Source: RefSeq, a predicted model, not a curated record
AUGGCGAGAUCAGAUACUCGUCUUGUGAGAUUCGGGGUUUUUGCCUUGAUCUUAAUUGUUGCCGGUUUUAUCUUAUCUAGGGGCUCCAACAAGGCCGUGUACGCCGGCUCCGGUGUCACUGAGCCAGUUGCCGCGAAGGAAGCUACCAGUGGGGGCCACAUUAACCAUAAGCUCUCCACCGUCAACGAUAUUGUCUUGAAGAAUACCCAGAAGACUUCUGGAGUUGAUGGCGGUAAGAGGGUCAAGGCUACUAUUGUCACCUUGGCCAGAAACCAGGAUUUGAUGCAGCUUGUCAGCUCCAUCAGAGUGGUUGAGGAUCGUUUCAACCACAAGUUCAACUAUGAUUGGACUUUCUUGAACGACGAACCGUUCUCUGACGAGUUCAAGGAGACCACCUCCGCGCUCGUGUCGGGUAACACCAAGUACGGGCUCAUCCCUAAGGAGCAGUGGUCUUUCCCAGAGUGGAUCGACACCGAGAGAGCCGCCAAGGUCAGAGAGGAGAUGAGAGAAAAGAAGGUUAUCUACGGUGACUCCAUCUCCUACAGACACAUGUGCAGAUACGAGUCUGGGUUCUUCUGGAGACACGAGUUGAUGAUGGAAUACGACUGGUACUGGAGAGUCGAGCCGGAUGUGAAGAUCUACUGUGACAUCGACUACGAUAUCUUCAAGUUCAUGGAAGAUAAUGGCAAGUCUUACGGGUUCACCAUUUCCCUUCCAGAGUACAAGGAAACUAUCCCAACCUUGUGGACCGAGACCAAGAAGUUUAUCAAGGAGAACCCACAGUACGUGCCAAAAGACAACAUGAUGGACUUUAUCUCUGAUGACAAUGGUAACACCUACAACGGGUGCCAUUUCUGGUCGAACUUCGAAAUUGCUUCUUUGAAGUUCUGGCGCUCGGACGCGUACCGGAAGUACUUUGAACACUUGGACAAGGCCGGUGGUUUCUUCUACGAGAGAUGGGGUGACGCGCCAGUCCACUCCAUCGCCGCCGCCUUAUUCUUGCCAAGAGACCAGAUCCACUUCUUCCAGGAUGUCGGUUACUUCCACAAUCCGUUCCACAACUGUCCAAUCGACAGAGACUUGAGAUUGAAGAACAAGUGUAUGUGCAACCCUAAGGAUGAUUUCACCUGGAAGGGUUACUCGUGCGUGCCAAAGUACUUUACCGUUAACAACUUGCAGAGGCCAAAGGGUUGGGAAAACUACACCUAA